Molecule: messenger RNA, 3867 nt
Organism: Podarcis muralis (Common wall lizard)
Lineage: Eukaryota; Metazoa; Chordata; Lepidosauria; Squamata; Lacertidae
Source: RefSeq, a predicted model, not a curated record
CUCCGCUGGACGACUGACCCGGCCGGGCUCUGUUUCCCAGGGAAGCAGGAAGUUGCAAUCCAAAGGCGGCAGCGCUGGGGGCGUUGCAGAAGCGCCCUGCUCCCUCUUCCGCGGAGGGAAACGCUCCUGCGGAGGCGAGAGGCAGCGAGGAGGCGGCGAGAUCAAGAAGAUCCCUGGAUAUUUUGUUCUCAGAAAGAUCUAGCCUUGGAAAGAAAUUCUCCCAGUGGACUUGGAUGUCUUCCUUGGAAGGGAAAGAACCAGUUUGCCAAGUCUCUGAGGAAGGAGAGAGAAUGGCAGAUGAUGGGCAGAAUAAUGGGAAUUCUAUGCUAUCGUCAGAAACUCCUGCAGCUGAAGAAGGAAAAGAGAUGGUUGCAGAUGAAAGUGAACCUAAGAAGCACAGAGAAGAGAAAUCCUCACCUUCUCUGGAGGUUAAUGCCCAUGAACCCCAAAUCCUGCAGGAAGAUGGACAAGGAAACAGCCAGAAAAUAUGCCCCGUGUGUGGGAAGAUAUUUAGAUACGAAUCAAAGUUAAAUAGGCAUUGCAGAAGCCACACGGGGGAGAAGCCAUUUAAGUGCACUGAGUGUGGAAAGAACUUGAGCUCCAGCUGCAGCCUUCUUAAACAUCUAAGAAGCCACACCGGGCUGAAACCGUUUAAAUGCAUGGAGUGCGGAAAGAGUUUCCGUGAGAGCAGUACCCUCCUUACACAUACGAGAACACACACUGGGGAGAAACCGUUUAAAUGCACGGAAUGUGGGAAAACCUUCAGUAGGAACACGCAACUUACUUUGCAUCAGAGAACACACACAAGGGAGAAGCCAUUUAAGUGCUUUGAGUGUGGACGGACCUUCAAUCAGCUCAUUAACCUGACUUCACAUAGCAUUAUCCACACAGAGGAGAAGCUAUUUAAAUGCAUGGAAUGUGGGAAGUGCUUUGGCGACAGCAGCGGCCUUACUCAGCAUCAGAGAACCCACACAGGGGAGAAACCAUUUAAAUGUACAGAGUGCGGAAAGGGUUUCAAGCAGCCCAACCACCUUACGAUACAUUACAGAACGCACACUGGGGAGAAGCCAUUCAAAUGCAUGGAAUGCGGGAAGAACUUCAGCCAGCUGGUUAACCUUACUUCCCAUCAGAGAAUACACACCGGGGAGAAACCCUUUAAAUGCAUGGAAUGCGGGAAGAGCUUCACUGAUAGUAGUGGCCUUGCUCAACAUCAGAGAACCCACACAGGGGAGAAACCGUUUAAAUGCACGGAGUGCGGAAAGAGCUUCCAACAGCCCAGCCGCCUUACUCUACAUUAUAGAAUCCACACCGGGGAGAAGCCAUUUAAAUGCCUGGACUGUGGGAAGAGCUUCAGGCAGCUCGUCAACCUUGCUUCCCAUCGCAGGACCCACACAGGGGAGAAACCCUUUGAGUGCAGGGAGUGUGGGAAGAGGUUUUGUAACAGCAGCAACCUCAUUUCUCAUUCCAGGACACACACUGGGGAGAAACCGUUUAAAUGUGCAGAAUGUGGGAGGAGCUUCGCAAAGAAGAAAAGCCUUACUUUACACCACAAAAAACACACAGAAGGAACCAUUGAUUUGGGGUUCAUGGGCAUUAACCUCCAGAGAAGACCUCUGGGCAGCUGCUGUUGCCCGGCCAGGUCUCUGAGCUGCCACACCUCCUUGCACUGCCUCAUCACACUGCCCCACAGGGGCCUGGGAAGCACCCUCUGGCCUGCCCCAGAGGACCAUUCACCUGUGGAGCUUGUAGCCAGGGCUGCUGCCAGAAACAGCUGUAGAGGCAGGAAGCUGCCGUCGCAAGGGGAGUGGGGAGUGGGGCUGUUGGAAACCCCUCCAUGCUCAAUGGGAGAGGACGAGUCUUGGAGAGAGGGAGGCUGGAGCGCGCAGAGGACAAAGAGGUUCAAAGAGGUGGCUGUGCAUUUCACCGAAGAGGUAUUGGGCCCUGCUGGAUCCAGACCAAAGGUCAUGGAGGCGAAUUAUGAGACACAGUCCGCUCUAGGAAAUGACGGAUUGAGCAGUGAGAAAUAUAUGGAAAAAUAUUUGGUGUCACUGGAAAAAGCCGAGCAUGAAUCAGGAAAAAAGAUGCUUGGAAAUCAAAGAGGACCAAAAAGGGAUGAGAGAAACCACUCAGAGGAUAGGAGGAAGGAGGUCCCUGCUUCCCAGAGUGCUGUUGUCCAGGAAACCCUGAUCCAACAGGAAGAUAACAAAAGGAACAGCAGAAAAACAUGCCUGGUGUGUGGGAAAACAUUUAGACAUCAAUCGAACUUAAAUAUACAUUGCAGAAUCCACACAGGAGAGAAACCUUAUACAUGCACCGAGUGUGGGAAGAGCUUCAAUCUGAGAAGCAACCUUACUAGACAUAAAAACACACAUACAGGUGAGAAACCGUAUAAAUGUAUGGAGUGCGGGAAGUGCUUCAGUGACAGCAGUAGCCUCACUCGACAUCAAGCCACCCAUGCGGAGGAGAAACCGUAUGCUUGCAUGAAUUGUGGAAAGAGCUUUUGUGUGAGGAGUAGCCUCCUUUUACACCAAAGAACACACACAGAGGAGAAACCAUUUAAAUGUGCCGAGUGUGGAAAGAGCUUCAUUGAGGUCAGUAGCCUUACUAAACACCAGAGAAUCCACAGAGGGGAAAAGCCAUUUAAAUGCAAGGAGUGUGGAAAGAGCUUCAGUCAGAGCGGUAACCUGAUGUUACAUCAAAGAACACACACAGGGGAAAAGCCAUGUCAGUGUACUGAGUGUGGAAAGUGCUUCCGUAGCAGCAGCAGCCUUACAUUACAUCAGAGAAUCCACACGGGGGAGAAACCAUAUACAUGCAUCGAGUGUGGGAAAAGCUUCAGCGCUCGUAGUAGCUUUACUUCACAUCAGAGAACGCACACUGAGGAGAAGCCGUUUAAGUGUGUGGAGUGUGGGAAAAGCUUUAGUCAGAGCAGUAGCCUGACGACACAUCAGAGAACGCACACAGGGGAGAAGCCGUACAAAUGUGUCAGCUGUGGGAAGUGCUUCAACGACAGCAGUGGCCUUACUUUACAUCAAAGGACCCACACAGGGGAGAGACCCUUUAAAUGCACGGUGUGCGGGAAAAGCUUCAGUCUGAGUAGUAACCUUAGCAGACAUCAAAAAACACACACGGGAAAGAAGCCGUAUAAAUGUAUGGAGUGUGGAAAGUGCUUUAUUGACAGCAGUGCUCUUACUUUACAUCAGAGAACGCACACAGGCGAGAAACCAUUUAAAUGCGCAGUGUGUGGAAAGAGUUUCAGUGCAAACAGUAGGCUUGCUAGACAUCAGAGAAUACAUACGGGAGAGAAAAAAUGGUGUGGGAAAAGCUUUGGUGACAAAGCAAGCCUUUCGGGACUUCAGAAAACUCACACAGGCGAAAACCCAUAAAACUGCAUGGGGUGUGGACAUUGGAAGACUUCCUAAAGACUAAAAGACACAGUGGCAAAGUUAUGGGAAGGUACGAAGUGUGGAAAAAGCCAUGUGAGCACCAGCCUUCUUCAACAUCUGAGAACCCUUGGAGGAAAGAAACCCUAUACAUGUAAAGAAUAUGGCUAAUUUCUGUGUUACGAGAGGACUGGUUUGGCUGCAGUGACAUAUGCUUUAGUUACAUCCAGGUUCAAUAACUGGAAUGGGCGCUGCCUUUGAAAAGUGCUCCAAAACUUCAACUGACUCAAAUAUCAGCAGCCAGAUUUUCAGCUGGUAACCAAACAGUUAAACCCCUGUGUUGCAAACAAUUAUCGUAAUAUCCAAGGCAACACGAUGACCAAGUACAAUGAAAUGUCAAUAUAAACCCUUUAUAUAAUCUAUACAGAACACUGAACAGUAUGAAAUAUAUGAAAUGCACUCUCUGCAAAACCAAAUAAACAGA